AUGUUGUUACAAAAUUAACAUUUGUUUUUAUUGUCCCUUUUGUUGACCAUUUUCGUUGUGCACGUUUUAACUUAUGAAAAUAACAAAACAAAAUUAAAUUGAACUCCAUGAAAUCCCACAAAACGAAGAAUUGAUUUCAAUAUAACAAAGCCACUCAAAAAUUUCAAAACCCAUAUCAAAAUUAAUGCGCUGCUACAUCGCUUGGACUUUGCCUUGAUCACAAAUUGAAUUUUAUUAGAUAUUUUAACAAAAUUUCAUACACAUAUGGAGCAAUCCAAUGGCAAUCGUAAGCAGCUCUCUGAGUCCUCGACACUCGGCAUGACGGAGAGUAGCAGCAAUAAGCGAAAACUCUACGCCAUCGAUGAGCGCGAGGAGAGCUCUCCAGUCACAGUGAGUGAACUGGAGCCCGAGGCAGAGGCUGCCUACGAUGCGGAUGUGGAUGAACUGGAGCAGCCCGUGGCAGGUCCGCCGCUUGCCAAAUUGGCCGGUGAGCGUGAUGUCAUCUACGAGUUGUUCCAGCCCUGGGCAUUAAAAACCUAUGGCGAUCAGGCAAAGACCAAGACGAUAACGCUGCGCAAGAAGGCGCGCAUUCUAAAAGCACUCGAGGGCAAGGAACACAGUCGUCCGGACAGCUCCAAGUUUCGCUUCUGGGUGAAGACAAAGGGUUUUACCACCAAGCGACCUGAGGGAUUCGAGGAGGCGCCGGGCAGUCAUCGGCUUCUUCAGCCGCUGCCCAGCACUGCAGUUCUCUCCGAUAAUCCAGGCGCCGUCGAUCUGUUCGCAGCUUCAGCUAGCAAGGACUUUGGUCGUCGCAUCUACCGCAAGGUGGCUUGCGUGGAGGAAUUCUUUGAUAUCAUCUACAACGUGCACAUGGAGCUGGGCGGACGCAGUGGCAUGCAUGCGGGUCAGAAACGCACGUAUCGCAUUAUCACAGAGACUUAUGCUUUUCUGCCCCGUGAAGCCGUCACACGAUUUCUAACCAUUUGCCCUGAAUGCAAAAAGAACCUGAGACCCUCAUCGCCCGCAAUGGGCGGCAAGGAGUCGGAGCUGGUGGGCAAUGAGAGUUCGUCAGAAGUGGAGAACUACUUGAGCUACUCAUCGCACACCGAAAGCUCCCUGGAAACGGGUCCUGCGGCCAAACGGCGUCGCCACUCGAGUGCCGAUCUCAAGGCACAUGCCCCCCUGACCGCAGGAUCUGUUGCAAGCAGCGCCAGUGCCAACCAGCUGGAUGCCAUUACAGCUCCAGCCCCCAGUCCCAACACUAACAUAAGCUCGGCCAAAGUCGAGGUGGCUGUCGAAACAGCGUCGGUCAGCGUGCCCAAGAUACGAGUGAAGAGUCAAUUACAACGUCCGCUUAGUCCGCCAGCGGCGCCAGUUGAGACAGCAACAGCAGCCCCCUUACCCCCUUUGCCCCAUCCCCUGACUGACCCCGCACAGCUCCACGGCAUCGAUAUGCAGCUGUUGAAGUCGCGGGAUAAUCUAGUUCGCUAUUACGACUUCAUGCGACGCUUCUAUGCCGGUGGCUCGUUGCUCAGUCAGCCGGUUUUAGCACCGCCCCUUUACGGCAGCAGUCUGCUGCAGAGUCUUAGCUAUCCAACCACCACCACCUCUAUCACAGCAGCUACCACAGCAGCUACCACCACCAGCACAGCAGCAACAACAACAACAACAUCUAAUAACAAUAGUCAGACACAAGUCAAGCCGUUGUCCGUGACAGCGCCUCCCAAGACAGUUUCCCCGACGCCAACUGCGUCCGGCUCUCAGCAAUUGAAGACAUCCCCUGAUAGCUCGUCUCGUGCACGCUCACCGAUCGUUUCGCUGGCCACGCCCUCCAUACCACAUACGCCCAUCAAUUUAACAAAAGCUCCAUUUUCCAGUUGCAGUUCCAGCAGCAAUGGGCAGCCCACCUCGCAUUCCACGCCCGUUGCCAUGCCGCCCCUUAAACUGGAGCUACUCAGUCCACCCAAGCCAUUGGCAGAUCUUCGCAUUCCCCAACUGUUGACGCUGCGUGGCGCUGCUGCUUCAACGGAUCAGCAUCCGUUGCCUGUACCGCUGCCGCCUCUGGACUUGGAGCGGUUGAAGCCCAUCACAUCCACCUAUUUGCAGCUAACACGCAGCAUGGGUCUCAGCGAUGAGGAUGCUUUGCGGUUUGAUAAUCUGGAAACCAUUCCAGCAACACCGGCCACAAGCACCGACACCAGCAGUGUGGUUGGUGUAGGCGGUGGCGGAGGCGGUGGCGCUGGCGGCGGCGGCGGAGGAAUCGCCAGUGUUGCCAGUGGACUGGGUGACAUUGCGAGCAGCCUCGGCGGCGGCAGUGGCAGCGAGUCGGAAGCCUACGCGGGUCUCAUGAAGGAUGCGGACAAGCUGAAGCUGAUGCUCCUGGCCUGGAACUAUCAGAACUCGACGGCUGUGCGCAAUGGCACCGAGGGACCAGAUCUGAGUGUUGUCGGCGGCCUUUGGGCGCAGUAUCAGAAUGCUUUGGCCCAGAAUGCAGCUGCAGUGGCAGCAGCCAGCAGUAAAAUGGAUAGCUCAUUGUCGCCGGUUCCCAGACAGGAUGCACACUCGCCGAUGGAGGCACAGGACGAGACGAACUCGUCGGGCCAGAAGGAGGAGGACGAGGUUUCCGAAGAUGAUUCCGAUGACAAGAUGGACGAGAAAUUGGCCACCACACAUGAUCCCGAGCGCCUCAAGGCCUUCAAUAUGUUCGUGCGUUUGUUCGUGGACGAGAAUCUCGACCGGAUCAUUCCCAUCUCCAAGCAGCCAAAAGAGAAGAUUCAAGCCAUUAUCGAUUCAUGUGCCCGACAAUUUCCCGAGUUCAGUGAUCGUUCCCGCAAACGCAUUCGCACCUAUCUGAAGUCCUGUCGCCGCAACAAAAAGACACGAGACGGUUGGGAGAAUACGACUCGACCGACGCCCGCGCAUCUGACCUCCGUGCAGGCGGAACAAAUCCUGGCGAUUGCCUGCGAGAACGAGUCGAUGAACGCGAAGCGAAUGCGAAUUGGCCUCGAGCCAAUUACACAUGCGGUGCCAGCGCCGGGCAGCGUUGUGGCAGCUGCAGCUGCAGCGGCAGCUGUUGCCGGCACCAGCACCACAUCCGCGAGCAAUGCGGCCACCGUAACCUGCACGGCAGCCGAUGCGGCUGGCCUCACCAGCGUGGCAGCGGCAGCGUUGCCAUUCGUUAGCGCCGUCGGCUUCGCACGCUCCACACCGAACUCGGAGCACGCGGAUACCGCGUUCGGUGGCGCCUCCAAUUUAGGCGCCGGCGCUGGCAGUGCAGGCGGCAACAGCACUAGCGGCGCAGCUGGCGGUGGCACCGGUGGCAUGAGCUCGGCGCGCAGCUCGCCGCUGGCACUCAGCUCAAAUGCCAGCGUUGGCGGAGCGAGUGUCACGGGCUUGGCGUUGGCCAAUGGGGCUGGGGCAUCGAAUGGCGCCGGUCUGCCCUCAAGCAGUCCCUAUACCACGGACUUUAGCUCGCCCUCGGCGGCCUCGCCUUUUGUGGCAGCUGCAGCGGCAGCGGCUGUGGCAGCUGGACGUGCGCCCAGCUAUCCUGGCUACUUCCCAGGCGUUGCCGGGCUGGGUAAUGUUACGCCCACCGAUCUCUCCAUGAAGCCCACGGCGCUUGGCGUUGGCGGCGGCCUCGCUGGCAGCGUCAGCAGCAACAGCAACAACAAUACAGUUAGCGCGCAGCUGAGUGCCGCCAAUCUGGCCACACUGAGCAAUGCCAGCAACAACAAUGUGCUGGCCACAGCCACACAGCAACUGCAGCAGCUGCAACAACAGCAGCAGCAACAGCAGCAGCAACAACAGCAGCAGCAACAACAACAACAGCAGCAGCAACAGCAACUGCUCUCCACGUCCGGUGAUGCCAACUGCUCCCGAGUGCCGCCCAUUCUGCCCCACAAGCUGAGUCCCAACGAGGUGACCGCUGCCCGCCAGGUCAUAUCGGCGUACAGGGAGAGCGCUGCGUUCCUGCUGCGCACCGCUGACCAGGUGGAGCAGCUGCUGGUGCAACAGCAGUAGGCUGGCGAUGCAGAUGCUGAUGCUGAUGAUGAUGAUGAUGAUGAUGGUGGUGGCUAGCAUUGGGCACUUUCCAGACCCGAGGCGACGCGAGGCGCGCGCGCGGGUUGUUCCUAUUUAAAUUUAAAUUUAAAUUGAAUUACACAGAGCAACAACAAAAUAAAAAAGAAAUAAUAAAACACACUCACAGCAACUAAGCGAAUUAGAAAGCGAAAGCUACAAAAAUAGUCAAAGCAUAGCAGCAAAAAAAAAAACAAAAAACAAAACCAAAAA
This is a messenger RNA of Drosophila albomicans, 4290 nucleotides long. RefSeq lists its product as uncharacterized. Lineage: Eukaryota; Metazoa; Arthropoda; Insecta; Diptera; Drosophilidae. Bases 265 to 4020 code for a protein of 1251 amino acids. The record is from RefSeq and is a predicted model, not a curated record. The transcript is spliced from 8 exons.